Lasiosphaeria miniovina is the source of this 1665-nucleotide messenger RNA. RefSeq lists its product as uncharacterized. The transcript is spliced from 2 exons. The record is from RefSeq and is a predicted model, not a curated record. The annotation marks the transcript as partial. Lineage: Eukaryota; Fungi; Ascomycota; Sordariomycetes; Sordariales; Lasiosphaeriaceae. Gene Ontology annotation, cellular component: nuclear chromosome. Gene Ontology annotation, molecular function: DNA-binding transcription factor activity; DNA binding. Gene Ontology annotation, biological process: meiotic cell cycle; positive regulation of transcription by RNA polymerase II.
AGCUAUACCCAAGACUCUGCCAGCUCCUUGUCAACGAUAGAGACUCCGGCUCAGCCACCCUCAUACUUGAGCCUGAUUCCACCGAUCCCCCCGCCUGUCACCGCGUACUCGCCCGAAGGCGGACACUUCUACCCUGCUGCUUCCACUGUAUUUUCCGGACUCGACGUCAGGCCUCGACUGGGCUCCAAUAGCACUCCUGGCCCGGGAAUGGCACAUGCAUCCCGCUCCACCGCAUUACCACAUCCAGGGACCCAGCUCAGCACGCGAGAUAUCUACUCUUCGGCUACGCCCGCCUACAGAAGGCAGCCGGACCAGCACAUCCCGCGCUCCCCUUCCUUCCCAGGCAUACGACGCCAUCCACUGUCACCAACACCUAGUCCUGUAGCCUACGGUUCCCUCAAGAUGGACGCGAGUUACGGGGCCAAGAGCCAGCAGAACGUCCCACCCCUCGGUAGCACGACCGUCCUCGGCCAGCUGUCCUUUCCCGAUUCUCCGGCAACUCCUGUAAAGCUAGACAUCAAUGGUAUCAUCGACAAGGGUUUCUUCCUAGCCGAGAAUGAGUGGACGUGUUACAGGCGCAACUACUUUUCAUGCACUUGCUCUUAUUCGAUCUCGCCCUCGUCCAAUGGGCCUAUGCCCAUGCAAUUCACACAGCCGGGGACGCAGCAGGUCUGCCAGGUAUACGGCUUUGCCAUGUGUAUCUCAGCCGUCGUGGCCGAGAACGACACACAUUCCAUCGACUUGGUCCAGCACACGCCAAAACGAGACAAAGGACCAGUCGCGAAGCCAGAGAAGGUGCGGCUAGCACCAAAACCCGCGCAGGCGAGCCACCACCCCCUCGGUAUGUACGGAGGCCCAAACGAAGGGAUCACAUCGCCAAGAGGCUACGAGGGCUACGGGCAGCCCUCGAGCCCUCUACCGACCGAGCACACGUUUGAGCGCAUCCAAUUCAAGCAGGCGACAGCGAACAACGGGAAGCGCAGAGCCGCGCAACAGUACUACCAUCUCAUUGUCGAGCUUUGGGGCGACCUAGGGGGUCAAGGGGGCUCAGACCCGUUUGUCAAAAUUGCCUACAGAAAGUCGGCUAAGAUGAUUGUACGCGGCCGGUCUCCAGGUCAUUAUCAGUCAGAGAGGAGAGGAAGCACAAGCAGUGGACCAGGAGGCUCUGGCGGUGGUAGCAUUGGCGGCGGCGGCUACUCUUCGGGCCUAAUGGGACCAGGGGAAUAUUCCUCGAGUUCGUCGAUGAUGCAGAGCAGCUAUGCAUCUGGGUACGACCCCAGGCACGGCUACGGGAACACACGACACCACCAAGAACUCACCAUGGAGCCAAUGAUCUCGCCCGAAGAAGCCAAAGCGAUCACAGAGACGAAGGGAUACCAAUACUUCCCCUCUGCCCUGUUCGAGGGGGAGCAAGAUCCGAGGCAUCACCAGGUUGAAAUGUUUGCGCACGGCCGCAGCGAGCACGAAAGCAACACGAACUCGGCCAUGGCUGGGGUUUACGACCCGAUAAAAGUUAAGCCCGAAAUGGAGGGCACCCUGCCAAGCCUGUUCUACCCUAAUUCGUUCUACUCCUCGCAGCGCUGCGGGAGGUUCGAGGGCAAGCCGGGCUCUAGCGGAUACUACCCGACAACCGCUCAGCCCUCUUCGACCAUGAACAUGACCUAG